CCAAGCGCAGCGUCCCGUGAAGGCACCUACUUCGAGAACACGCGCGGGACACGGUCACGACAGCUUUGUGACUGGCGAAUCAAGAAUAUAAUGCAAGGUACCAGGCAGGCUACCAUGUCUCGUCCUCCAUCGAUCUCACACUGUGCACGCCUCCCAUCCCCACUUCCACGAAGCCGUCUCGUACCACUGUCUUUACCGAAUCCACAAGCAUGCGAUCCUCGACGCUCUUCCUCUUUGCCUUUAUGACUAUGGCCUCCAGCACCAUCGCCGCGUCUCGUCUAGAUGGCCGCGGUCAUGCUGGAAAGAAAGGUAUCGGCAAACUUUGCCAGGCCGAUGACAUGUGCAAGUCUGGCUACUGUCAUCGCGGGCAAUGCAAGCCCCAGCGUGAAGCCGGCCAUAUCUGUCGCAAGGACAGUGCCUGCCUCUCGGGCAAGUGCAAGAACCAGACUUGCGCCGCCAAAGCUCACCCUCACCCAUCGAGCCACCCUCACCCUGCUCCCACGGAGUCAGGCCACCCCACUCAACCCCCCGUCAAGAAGGAUCCACCCACUUCUGGGACUUUGUCGUACGUCGCCGCUAAGGGAGAGCACGCUCAGCUACUCGGAGACGACGAAACCGACCUGAUUGCAUCAUACCUCGCGGUCGUCAGCAAAGGUCAGAAGUGGAGCCUUGAUUCCAAGGGUCAGCUCGUCAGCGAGAAUUCCCGAGUCCUUUACACAGAUGGCCAAUUCAUCGCCGCCCUUGCAACGCCAUCCGAUAUCCCAUACGAAUCUGGACUUGCGGCCUACACUUGUGUCAACAGCCCCAGCUCUACUGGUACUCAAGCGGUCCUUGACUGCACAGCCCAAACGGCAAGAGGCGACGAAAGCUCGUUUGUCAUCUGCAAUGACAGCGCACUGAAGGACGUCGAGGCGGAUGAGUACGCCUGCGGCGAAGUGUUGACGAGAUUCACCCAAUUGACGCUCUCCGUCUGAGGAAGCAGGCGCUCCACUUGUCGUCCUCGACUGAGAUUCCCUACCUUUCAGCGCGAGGCUCAGGACUCACUGACGACCUCGCA
Messenger RNA from Jaminaea rosea, 1057 nucleotides. RefSeq lists its product as hypothetical. The transcript has 2 exons. Bases 210 to 974 code for a protein of 254 amino acids. The record is from RefSeq and is a predicted model, not a curated record. Lineage: Eukaryota; Fungi; Basidiomycota; Exobasidiomycetes; Microstromatales.